Messenger RNA from Dendrobium catenatum, 1021 nucleotides. RefSeq names its product vascular-related unknown protein 4. The transcript has 3 exons. The coding region runs from base 71 to 610 and encodes 179 amino acids. Lineage: Eukaryota; Viridiplantae; Streptophyta; Magnoliopsida; Asparagales; Orchidaceae. Gene Ontology annotation, biological process: xylem development. The record is from RefSeq and is a predicted model, not a curated record.
CUUCUUCUUCUUCAAGAAUUGCAGUAUAAAAGCCACCAGAGCUUUUCUGCAACUGCUCCCUUCCAUUCUAAUGGAGGAAUCAACUGAAUCCUCCAUUAAUAGAGAUCUGAAGUUCUCCAUUAAUUCUUCUUCUUCUUCUUCUUUAGAGAGUGGCUGGACUGUAUAUUUUGAAGAGUUUCUUGCUUCUCAGAAGGAAGAGCAGAAAGAGCAAAACACUUCAUCAAUGGUUUCUGAUGCUGCAUCUAACUUUCCAGCAAAAGUUACAGUGAAAUCAGAGCCUUCUGUGAGCUGCAAGACAAUAAGCUUGAAGAAGAGGAAAGCAAAGGGAGUCUCCUUCUUUGAUGGUGAUCCCUUAGAAGAUACUGCAAGCUCACCUGCUAACAGCCCAACUGUUAGUGGCAUGGAUGAUAAACUGGAGGUGAACAAAGGGAAGAAGGAUGAUAUCAGAAGCAUUUCUGAGGUGAAGGAUUGUGAGAAUUGUGCAGAGAUGAAGAGGGAAGUUUUUGAUGAUUUGGGUGUUGCAGAUGGCUCAAGGGAGCUUACAGAGCUGAAGAAGAAGGGGCUCUGCUUGGUUCCUUUGUCAAUGCUUGUAGAUUUUCUCCAACAAUGAUUUCCUCUUUGAUGCAUAUAUAGAAAAAGAUCAAAUUGGUUCUCUAACUUUUUCAGAAGGAUCAUAUAAUCUUUGAAUAUAUAGAAGUAUCGAUUUGAUCCCUUCACUCUUUAAAUAAGGAUUAAAUUAGUCCUUAUGUGAUUCAAGCGAUUAAAACGAGACUUUUAAAUAGUUGGAGAUCAUUUUGAUCUUUGAGAGAAGACCAUUUUGAUCUCUCUUUUUUAUUUUCUUCAUUUUUUUUAUGGUGGUUUGCUUGGAUUGAGAAAGAUCACCAACCUGCAAGUUUAAUUUGGUGAUUUUUCACAUUGUGAAAAUUAUUGAGAGCUUGUGAGUGCAAUCUGUAAGUAACACAAUUUGGAUCAAAACAUAAUGGCAAGUGGGAAUUAUGUCCUUUUGAGGGGAUCCAAAGUA